This is a messenger RNA of Ylistrum balloti, 1038 nucleotides long. RefSeq names its product transaldolase-like. The coding region runs from base 1 to 1038 and encodes 345 amino acids. The record is from RefSeq and is a predicted model, not a curated record. Gene Ontology annotation, biological process: carbohydrate metabolic process. Lineage: Eukaryota; Metazoa; Mollusca; Bivalvia; Pectinida; Pectinidae. Gene Ontology annotation, cellular component: intracellular anatomical structure. The transcript has a single exon.
AUGGUACUACGUACUAAUACACAGUACUGGAACGAUUCCUGCUCUCUCGUAGAACUGAGGUACGCAAUAGCAAGAGGGGCAACAGGGGCUACCACCAACCCUGUAAUAGUAAACACAGUACUCUCAAAAGAGUUUUCCACGUAUCAAGCAACAUUAAAAAAAGCACUCAAGGAUUACCCCAAUGCAGGAGAAGAUGACAUAGCGUGGCUACUUAUUGAGUACGCAGCAAUUCAGGGGGCAAAGCUACUUGAAAAGAAGUUUGAUCCAAAGAAGGGAACAGGUCGCAUAUCCAUUCAAACGAACACUAAAUACUAUAAAAACACAGAAAAACUAGUACAGCAAGGGCUGCACUUUCACAGCUUAGCAAAAAAUAUGCAGGUUAAAAUCCCUGCAACAGAGGCAGGGAUUUGCGCAGCAGAAGAGCUAACGUACCAAGGGGUAAACAUAAAUGCAACAGUAAGUUUUACUGUUCCCCAGUCCCUUGCUAUUGCAGAGGCUGUAGAAAGAGCUUUAGACAGAAGGGAGAAGGAAGGUAAAAGCAACGCGGCCAUACAACCAGUAUGCACCAUUAUGGUAGGGAGAUUAGACGAUUGGCUAAAGGCAUAUACAUCACAGGAAGGCAUUAUCCUUGACCCAGAAUGCUUAGAGUGGGCAGGUGUUGCGGUGUUUAAAAGAGCCUAUGAAAUAUACAAAGAGAAAGGCUACAGAAGUAAAUUACUUGCAGCAGCGUAUAGAAACCAUUAUCACUGGUCUGAGUUUAUAGGAGGAGAUGUUAUUGAAACCAUUCCGUAUGCCUGGCAGGUAAAAUUUAAUAACAGCACAAUUGCAGUGCAAAAUAGAAUGAGCACCCCCGUCGAUAGUGGUAUUGUCAAGCAACUCACACAAAAAGUGCCAGAUUUCAAAAAAGCGUAUGAACCUAAAGGGCUCACUGAACGACAAUUCAAUAGUUAUGGAGCCACUAAGCGCACGUUACUGCAGUUUGCUCAAGGAUACGAUGAGCUUGUCCGCUUUAUUCGAGGGUAUAUGAUAGAGGUCUAA